Molecule: messenger RNA, 1572 nt
Organism: Clonostachys byssicola
Lineage: Eukaryota; Fungi; Ascomycota; Sordariomycetes; Hypocreales; Bionectriaceae
Source: the annotation of a GenBank genome assembly
AUGCGAUCUACGCACCCAGUGAGAGAGCGGGAAUCGACAACGGGGAGGCCUCAGAAAUCACCGUUCACUCGACAACGUCUGGGAUGCCUGACAUGCCGCCGAAGGAAGAAGAAAUGCGACAUGACGUAUCCUGUCUGUGGCCACUGCACGAGGCUCAACCUGGCUUGUAAUAGAGAAGUGCCCCGUGAGCUGGCAAGUGGCUCAACUGCCGAUUCCUCUGCUCUCAGACAGGCAACGGCUCCCCAUAGUAUACAUGGCUCUGGCAGUGCUGAGGGCCCCGAGCUGGCUGGUUCACCGCCGACAACGUCAGCAUCGAUCCACCUAGGCAAUGUGCUUAGCCAUUCCAAAAUAUGGCAGACAUUGGACCCAUCUGUGAUACAUGGUGGUGAACUCGCUGCCAGCCGUCGGUCCAUGUUACGAUACUAUAUACAGAUAUUUGCGUUCAUGCUUACAACAAACGUCGAAAACAACUGCUUUCUGACUGUUUUACUCCCCAUGUCCUUUGAGUCUCCAGCCCUCAUGAAAGCCCUGGCUGCGUGGUCAUCCUCGCACCUAGCGCUCAGAAAUCAAGCGUUCACCGAUGUUGCGCUCCAGCACAGGGGGUCGGCCCUCCGGAAUUUCAAAGUGGCAAUGGAAGAUGAAGAUCUGUCUACUGAGGUAGCGUUAGCAGCCACCCUCGUAUUCUGUUCGUUGGAUGUGAUAUCAGAUGGCACUGGCUCAUGGUACCACCACUUGCGUGGCGGCGCGGCUCUACUGAUCUCAAACCAGCGGGAAUCUGGCAUCACGCCAGCAAUAUCACCCUCCUCCAAGACAAUGGAGCAACUUCAAUCGUAUGAGGGAAAGUGGCUUCUGAAGAACUUUGCCUACCAUGAUAUCUUGGCCAGCAUUACAAUGAACACGCGACCUCUGCUUGGCGGAGAGUACUGGAUCUCCUCAGGAGACGACUCAGCUGCGGAUCCAUACUUCGGUCUGGCAGAACGCAUCCUUCAUCUGAUCGCGGAGAUUAGCCACCUCAAUGCCGAAAUGACUGAGGCGAAGCAAUUGGAAGCUACGCCGGAGGCAUUGGCCAAUACUAUCACCUCAUUUUCAUCACGGGCACGGGCUAUUGAAGACGAACUCCGUGAGUGGAAAUGUCCUUCAGCGGGUUUCAGCCCUGCUCUGGUCUCUUUGGCACAAGCCUACCGCUCUGCAGCAAGGAUUCAUCUAUAUCGAACAAUUCGAGCCCAUAUUCCUGAUGCUGCUGAGCAUACACAUUCGAAGAUCCAGAGUCAAGUCAAGUCUAUUGCUGAAGCUGUAGGGAACAUCCCUGAAGGGUGUCUACCUGAGUGCACGCUGCUGUUUCCCGUAUUCAUGGCGGGCGGUGAUGCAGAGGAUUCUAGAGACAUCUGGAUUAUUCGCAACAAGCUGGAAUCCAUGAACCGGUGGCGAUGCUUCCGCAAUGUGGAGGCGGCGCUCGAUGUGCUUGACGAGCUGUGGCGCUUGAACGCGACACGGGCCGGAGGUGAAUCUGGUGAUCGGAUCGACUGGUUAGACGUGAUUAAACGUAGAGGCUGGAAGUUGGCAAUCAGCUGA